AUGGAUUUCGAUGAGCUGGAUCAGCUGGACCCUGUGGAGCUUCCAGAUGACAGAGAGUUCUCCAUCUUGAUCUGGGGCGCAACAGGCUUUACCGGAAGCCUCAUGGUGGAGCAUCUGGACUCCAUGGCAAAGGAACGCGGACUGACAUGGGCCGUCGCGGGGCGCAACCUGGGCAAACUCCGGAACCUGGUGGCGCAUUGCAGAAGCAAACCGGGGCUUGUUCAUGUAACAGGAGCAACUACAUUCUCCGACGUGGUUGCGAGAUCCCAUGUUGUUAUCUCAGCCGUUGGGCCCUAUUGCCUACUCGGCGAGGCCGUCAUCGAGGCGUGCGUGAAGGCCUCCACACAUUACAUCGAUGUAUGCGGUGAAUUGCCAUGGAUGUACGAUGUCGUGCAGAAGUAUCAUAGAGAAGCGCAAGAGACUGGCGUUUCAAUUGUCAUAUCUGCUGGCAAUGUGAGCGUGCCAGAGGAAGUGCUGUGCUACAGCUUGGUGCGAGAACUUGGCCCAUUGCAAUCUUUCCGCGAGUACUUCAGUCAAUACGGCGGAGUCAGCGGGGGCACUCUUCAGUCACAGGCGCCUCCAAGAGAUGGACGCCACGAAGAUGAAGAUCCGUUUUGCCUGGGCGGUAGCCGGACCUGCGGCACCAGGCCAGAAGAUCUGGACUGCACCACAGUGGAGGUGGAUCCGUGGUUUCCCCACCUGUUCCUUGCACCAGCCUACAACAGCCUCGUUGCCUCCAGAGUGGUGCGGCGAAGCUGCCAGCUAUUCGAGCAGAGUGGCGAAUUGAUCUACGGAGAACGGCUGAGUGUGGUGGUCCGUGAAGCGCAAUUGCAGAAGUCUGUCGCAGAAGGGCUGCUGCAACAACUGCAGCCCUCAGGAGAUGCUGUGGAAAGAAUCCGCGUGGCACGCGAAAGAGGGGAGGCACCGUGGCCAGGUCAGGGACCGCCAGCACGCACUCGUGAGAUGUACGGAAGCGAGAUCAUUGGUGUCGCACAGGGAGAAUCUGGAGACUGGGCUUAUGCGCGUUGGACAUCAGGUUGCGCCUACGAAGUUUCAAGCAUGGCUGCUGUGUCUGGAGCUUUGAUACUCGCAGAGAGGAGAGGACGUGAACGAGCGAGAUCUGGAGUGGUGACUCCCGCAUAUGCUUUCCAUAGCAGCCGCUGGAUUGAUGUGAUGCUCAGUGUUCCCUUUGCCAAUGGCAGUGGUAGGAGGAUUUCCCUCAAAGUCGUUCCGGGCAAGCCAACCGAUGAGGAGUUCAAGAUGCAGAUCACCGAGAAGAAUCGGAGGAUGAUGCAAGGUCAGCAGCGGCUUCUAGCCGGCGAGCUGAAAGCAUGGGCAGCACCCUCCUUGCCUGCUCGAAACUGCGCGCAGCCGAGCCAGGCGCCCAUGCAGAUUGGUGAUGUGCACGCAGCGCAGGCUGCCAGGCCCGGCCUUGGCAGAGAGGAUCCAACUCCACCCUGCAGGAUUGCAGACUCCCAUGGUUCGUCU
This is a messenger RNA of Symbiodinium necroappetens, 1488 nucleotides long. The record is from the annotation of a GenBank genome assembly. Lineage: Eukaryota; Dinophyceae; Suessiales; Symbiodiniaceae.